Ceratina calcarata is the source of this 636-nucleotide messenger RNA. RefSeq names its product 40S ribosomal protein S10. Lineage: Eukaryota; Metazoa; Arthropoda; Insecta; Hymenoptera; Apidae. The transcript is spliced from 3 exons. Gene Ontology annotation, molecular function: RNA binding; structural constituent of ribosome. Gene Ontology annotation, cellular component: cytosolic small ribosomal subunit. The coding region runs from base 106 to 585 and encodes 159 amino acids. The record is from RefSeq and is a predicted model, not a curated record.
UUUCUUUCCGAUAAAAGGCUUGCUCAAAAACGUCAAGUAUGUUAGGUUCCACAGAAUAUCUAUUUUAAUCGCCUAAGAUUCUAAAUUAUACGAAAAAGUAGAAGAAUGUUGAUGCCAAAAAAAAAUCGUGUGGCAAUUUAUGAAUACCUUUUCAAAGAAGGUGUUAUGGUCGCAAAGAAAGAUUAUCAUGCACCAAAACACCCAGAAUUGGAAGCAAUUCCCAAUCUCCAAGUUAUUAAAGCAAUGCAGUCUUUGAAGUCUAGAGGACAUGUCAAAGAACAAUUUGCUUGGAGACAUUUCUACUGGUAUUUGACAAAUGAAGGCAUCGAAUAUUUACGUGGAUAUCUGCACCUACCACCUGAAAUUGUACCUUCCACACUGAAGAGGCAGACGAGAUCAGAAACGACAAGACCAAGGGCACCAACAGGUGCAAGAAGCGAAGCAUCAAGACCCACGGAAGAUCGUGCUGGAUAUAGGCGAGGCCCUGGAGGACCUGGAGGUCCAGGUGACAAAAAAGCCGAUGUCGGCGCUGGUACCGGUGACGUUGAAUUCCGUGGUGGUUUUGGCCGUGGUAAACCACAAUAAUAUUUAAGUAUAUAACAUUAAGUUAAAUAAAUAAAAACAUUUCGUAAUACA